Peromyscus californicus insignis is the source of this 444-nucleotide messenger RNA. RefSeq names its product zinc finger protein 474 (gene Znf475). Bases 118 to 444 code for a protein of 108 amino acids. The transcript has 2 exons. The record is from RefSeq and is a predicted model, not a curated record. Lineage: Eukaryota; Metazoa; Chordata; Mammalia; Rodentia; Cricetidae.
UCUAAUGUGCAAUGACAGUCUCCAGCCCUGAUAACCGGAAUUAAAAAUACUAAUUUUCAAGUGAAAUUUCCACAUGCAUCCUUUAUCUAACGGGUUUUAUAUUAUUUUCAGCCAACAAUGAUAAGGCGUCCACCAACAGUUGUUUGUUACAUCUGUGGCCGUGAAUAUGGGACCAAAUCUAUUAGCAUCCAUGAGCCACAAUGUCUGAAAAAAUGGCAUAAUGAAAACAAUUUGUUGCCUAAAGAACUAAAGAGACCAGAACCGAAAAAACCAGAAGUUAGAGUCAUUACUGCCAAGGGCUUCUAUGAUCUUGACGCCUUAAAUGAAGCUGCUUGGGCAAGUGCCCAGAGCCAGUUGGUUCCCUGCGACGUUUGUGGGAGGACCUUCCUGCCAGACAGACUGAUAGUUCACCAGCGAUCCUGUAAACCUAAAGCCGCCAAGUAA